GCUAUGGCGGAGUUGGACGUAGGGCAGCACUGCCAGGUGGAGCAUUGCCGGCAGCGAGAUUUUCUCCCAUUUGUUUGUGAUGGUUGUUCAGGAGUAUUUUGCCUUGAGCACAGAAGCAGGGAAUCACAUAGCUGUCCUGAGGUGACCGUAGUCAAGGAGAGACUGACGUCAGAUGAGCCUACCUCUUACCCGUGUUCAUUCAAGGACUGUGCUGAAAGAGAGCUAGUGCCAGUUAAAUGUCCUUAUUGUGAGAAGAAUUUUUGCCUGAGGCACCGUCAUCAGUCGGAUCAUGAAUGUGAAAAACUGGAAACUCCUAAGCCUCGUAUGGCUGCCACUCAGAAGCUUGUUAAAGACAUCCUCGACUCUAAGACCGGAGAGACGGCAAGUAAACGACGGAAAGGUGCAAAAAAUAGUGAAACGGCGGCAAAGGUAGCACUGAUGAAGUUAAAGAUGCGUGCUGAUGGAGAUAGGUCCUUACCACAGAAAGAAAGAGUUUACUUUCAGGUUUUCUUACCUAAGGGGAGCAAAGAGAAGAGUAAACCGAUGUUCUUUUGCCACCGAUGGAGCAUUGGAAAAGUCAUUGACUUUGCAGCUUCUUUAAGCAGUCUUAAAAAUGACAAUAACAAAUUAACAGCCAAGAAAUUGAGGUUAUGUCACAUCACUUCAGGUGAAGCCUUACCCUUGGAUCAUACUUUGGAAACCUGGAUUGCUAAGGAGGAUUGCCCUUUGUAUAAUGGUGGAAAUAUUAUCUUGGAAUAUCUUAAUGAUGAAGAACAGUUUUUAAAAAAUGUUGAGUCUUACUUGGAAUAGUCAUGUAAGGACUCAAGACAGAAAUGAUGAGGAAAAUUCUAUGUUAAGUCCAUUUCCUUUACUACACAUACGACACAUACUUGUUUUUAAAAGUUGCCUUUUAUUUCCGUUAUGUCAUUUCCAUUAUCAAUUUUCUGUUAUAUUGAAUUUGAAUUUUUGUGUUUUAAACUAUGAACUGACAUUCAAUUGUGAGCAAAUUUUUGUACUUAACUAGUUUUUAUUAUGUUAUGGUUAGUAACAGCAAAUGUAAAUUGAUGUACGUACAUCAAUUUAUAAAUGCUGACAUUUAAAUAAGUGAAAUACACUUAUUUAAAUGCUUAUAUAACUGCUGACAUUUAAAUAAGUGAAAUACACUUAUUUAGAUGUCAGCAGUUGAUUGGCUGUGACUCUGCUGCAUGUCAUCGUUACUCCAGGAUCUAAGCUGAAGGAAUGACUCCGUCUUAGACGUUGCUACUUUGAUGGUGGAGGAAGAAAGAGCUGGUUCUUAGAAGGUGCGUGACCGUGGCUGAGGCUAGCGCCACGAGGCCAGGAAGUACACCCUGAACUGUAGGUCAGCGUUUAUAAAUUGACGUGUGUACGUGAAUCAUAGACACUUAGUGAAUGAGAUGGUCUCCAAGUUUUUGGAUGAGGAAUCUCAGGCUUGGGAAGAGGAGAUGGUUUUCUUGGUGUCUCCUGACUGUUUGGGGGCAUAUCUCUCUGUUAAAGAUCCUCUUCCAGUAGGAUUCACCUUUUUAAUUUGUGUGGAUGUAUUACAAAUGAGGAAAGAUGAGGUAGCACAACUUCAUUACAGUGUCUUUAUAUCCAUGCAAAAUACAUGCCAAAAAUAACUGUAUUUUACGAACACAUUAAAAUGAAUGCAUCUGACUGAUAUAUUCCAUCAGUACUCAACAAAGUACUACAAUAUGGAAGGAAUAGAAAUGAUUUCUGUUUUUUGUCCCUUUUUCUAUUUUAAUUGUUAUGGACACAUAUAAUGGUUUUAGGUAUAAUUAAAUAAAGGAAUAAGCUCAGAA
Suricata suricatta (meerkat) is the source of this 1820-nucleotide messenger RNA. RefSeq names its product zinc finger AN1-type containing 1 (gene ZFAND1). Gene Ontology annotation, molecular function: zinc ion binding. Gene Ontology annotation, cellular component: cytoplasm; cytoplasmic stress granule. Bases 4 to 810 code for a protein of 268 amino acids. Lineage: Eukaryota; Metazoa; Chordata; Mammalia; Carnivora; Herpestidae. Gene Ontology annotation, biological process: cytoplasmic stress granule disassembly. The record is from RefSeq and is a predicted model, not a curated record. The transcript is spliced from 8 exons.